CCUUUUUGGGGAAAACCUGGUCUGAUUAGGAGAGACGGCAUCCAUCCCACUUUGGAUGGAGCGGCUCUCUUAUCUAGGAAUAUGACUAAGUUUAUUUCUAAAACCUGACAGUCCAGAGUUGGGACCAGGAAGCAGAGCUGCUGUCUUACACACUUCUCUGCGCUUUCUUUAGAACAGUCACCCACCCAAACCCCCAUAGAGACUGUGUCUGUCCCCCGACCACCUAAAUUAUUUAAAGAAAUAAAAACAAGAGGAGUUAAACAUAAAAACCUAAUAAAAAUGAAAACCAACUCCUCAGUAUCACAAAAUAAGAGAAUGAAAUGUGGACUGUUAAAUAUCAGGUCUCUGUCCUCUAAAGCUGUUUUAGUGAAUGAAUUAAUAUCAGAUUAUGAUAUUGAUUUACUUUGUCUUACUGAGACCUGGUUGAGGUGGAGUGGCAGCCAUAUAUGAUUCAAGUGUUUUAAUGGACCCUAAACCUAAACUAAAUUAUAAUUCAUUUGAAAGUCUUGUUCUUAGUCUUUCUCACCCAAACUGGAAAACACUGCAGCCAGUUCUAUUUGUUAUAGUGUACCGCGCUCCUGGACCGUAUUCUGAUUUUAUAUCUGAAUUCUCAGAGUUUCUAUCAAGUUUAGUCCUUAAAUCAGAUAAAGUAAUUAUUGUAGGUGAUUUUAAUAUUCAUGUGGAUGUUGACAAUGACAGCCUUAGUAAUGCAUUUAUAUCAUUAAUAGACUCAAUUGGCUUCUGUCAGAGUGUAAAUAAACCAACUCAUUGUUUUAAUCACACUCUUGACCUUGACCUCUUCCCACAUAAUCCUUUCCUAUCUGACCAUUAUUUACUAACUUUUGAAUUCAUACUAUUAGAUUAUAAGCCAUUAGGCAAAACUUCCUACAGCAGAUGUCUAUCUGACAGUGCUGUAGCUAAAUUUAAGGAGGAGAUUCCUUCAGUGUUUAAUUCAAUGCCAUGUCUGAAUUUAACAGAGUCCUAUAACGACUUUAGUCCCUCUGAAAUUGAUAAUCUUGUCGAUAGUGCUGCAGGCUCACUACGAUCAACAUUAGACUCUAUCGCUCCUAUAAAAAGGAAAUUAUUAAAACAUAGGAGACUAGCACCUUGGUACAACCACCAAACCCGCCAGUUAAAGCAAAUAGCUAGGAAAUCUGAAAGGAAAUGGCGCUCUUCUAAAUUAUUAGAAUAUUGCUCAAUUUGGCAUGAUCAUUUUAAAAUAUAUAGAAAGGCCCUCCGUAAUGCCAGAGGAGCCUAUUACUCAGCACUAAAAGAAGAAAAUAAGAACAACCCUAGGUUCCUCUUCAGCACUGUAGCCAGGCUGACAGAGAGUCACAGCUCUAUUGAGCCACAUAUCCCCAUAACCUUAAGUACCAAUGACUUCAUGAGCUUCUUCUAUAAUAAAAUUAUUACUAUUAGAGAGAAAAUUAAUAACCAACUGCCAUCAACAGGUAUCAGUGGCUCUCCAAGUUCAGGAACUUUAAAUAUAUAUCUGAGUUUACAUUAGUUAGACUGUUUUUCUGCUAUCGAUCUUCAUCAGUUAACUUCAAUCAUUUCUACAUCGAAGCCAUCAACCUGUCUAUUAGACCCGAUCCCAACUAGGCUGCUUAAAGAAGUUGUUCCCUUAAUUGGCACUUCUUUACUGGAUAUGAUUAAUCUUUCUUUAUUAUAAGGACAUGUACCACAGUCCUUUAAAGUAGCUGUAAUUAAACCCCUUCUUAAAAAGCCCACU
This is a messenger RNA of Dicentrarchus labrax (European seabass), 1732 nucleotides long. RefSeq lists its product as uncharacterized. The transcript is spliced from 2 exons. The record is from RefSeq and is a predicted model, not a curated record. The coding region runs from base 464 to 1507 and encodes 347 amino acids. NCBI's taxonomy places the organism in Eukaryota, Metazoa, Chordata, Actinopteri, Moronidae.